GAUGCUUCCGAGGGAUCUGGAGAUGGUAGCCUGUCGAACCCGCUCAAGAGGCUCGAGUUGUCUUGUCGCAGGGUCGUCGCAUUGUGUUUACAGUCCCAAGAUUGGCAAGGGCCCUACACCCCUCCCGAACAACUUUGCGAGCUCGAGUACAGCAUGCUUGAAAUGCACCGGUGUUUGCAGUCGUACCUGCGCGACCUUCCCGACCUGCCACCCUCGACCCCCCGACAAGCCAAUCUCCAAGACGAAGCCGAUGUCGACACCAUGACCGACAUGUUCCAGGCUGCUCAACGAAUUACCGACGAAAGUGACGCUGGAGAUGACGAGGCUGCGCAUCGCCGCCAGGAGGCAGCAAAGGCAGCCAUCUAGAAGAUGGACGCAUGCAUCCACAUCCCCGACGAGUGGCAACUCCACUCCAUCUCUGACCAGGGACUUGGGUUUCUCGCUGCUCUCCGUAGCCGAGAAGGUCUGGCGCAGAUAUUCAACGUUCUUAAAGUUGUACGAGAGAUGGAGCAAACGAAAGCAUGCCAGGGAGGACUGCAACCCCACCCCUCCAUGCCCCCGGUUGGCCCCCAACAGCAGGACGAUUUCGACGUGAAGACAUGGGAAGAUCGCGUUUCGAGAGUCAUCAGACUCAUCCAGAACUUGGAGGGCAACAACAUCGCCUACACCUUGAUGAAGAGGUUUAGCGAGAUAGGGCUGUGGUCAGAAUUUUACAUGCUGCUUCAUCCCUCUGGCCAGUCGGGCCCCGACAAGAAAAGGAUGCGAUUGAAUAAGGAUGUUUUGAGCAAGGUGGCAUCCCGUCUCGGCUGGGAUAAGAAAAAGGUCCACCAUCACAAGGGCAUGGGUCAGAAGACCAUAGUGAUUUGCGGUGGACAUCCAGGCCUGGCGGCCAUGCUGCCGCUGGCAUCUGAUGGCAUUUUUGGAGUCACCCCAAGGGAUUCCAUUCGGUCGACCAAGAACGCCGAUGCCAGGGUCAUCGGUAGGCUUAUGCAGGACAGCUGGGCGAGGAAGGCAUGCGCCCUCGGCCGGGCCCUGGAACUCGCACUCCUACCCAACCCGACGCUCGAUGGCAAGCUGGAAGAGCUUGCACGAUUGGAAGUUGACUGGGCCAAUAUGGGCAAGGAGCGGCUGAUGGGCAUUCUUGAUGAGUGGGGCGUGGAGGAAUGCGACUGUAAAUUAUGAGUUACCGAUUGUGUCGGAGCAGAAGUAUUUGGAUCCCAAGCCAUAUCCUGAGAUUCCAUGCUCUCUAUCAAUCUCAAGCUAGAGAGUAGCGCUUCGCAAGCGCACACCUUGUCCGUCAACUUGGUGAUGAAUCGCUUGACGGUAAAACUCGUUAUUCAUUCCUACUACAAGUAGCCGCCAAUUCAACAUCCUCUUCAAUUAACUUCAUCGUUAUCCUUAGGGUUGUACAUCACACACCCGCAGCCUUCUCCUUGACAGGCAGCCUGCCAUACGGCUUUCUCCACACCUACUCUCCUCUCCCUUGUCAACUAUCCAGGCUCCAACGAGUUCAUUUCAUCGCUUUAUGCGGCAAAGCAUCUCUCCGGUCACAAGGAUGGAUAUAUAGUAAAGCCUCCCUUUUCCC
This is a messenger RNA of Ilyonectria robusta, 1585 nucleotides long. RefSeq lists its product as uncharacterized. The coding region runs from base 370 to 1182 and encodes 270 amino acids. Lineage: Eukaryota; Fungi; Ascomycota; Sordariomycetes; Hypocreales; Nectriaceae. The record is from RefSeq and is a predicted model, not a curated record. The transcript has a single exon.